CAGCUUCUUCCUUCUUCAUCGAGACCAAAAUUUCUAGGGUUUUGAAGAGUUUCUCAAUCGCCGUUUGUUAUUCCUCUGUGAGCAAAUCGACGAAAUGGGUCACUCCAAUGUCUGGAACUCUCAUCCGAAGAAGUACGGACCUGGAUCUCGUUUAUGCCGUGUGUGCGGGAACUCCCACGGGCUGAUCAGGAAGUAUGGAUUGAACUGCUGCAGACAGUGUUUCCGCAGCAACGCCAAGGAGAUUGGAUUCAUCAAGUACCGUUGAUCAAGCACCAACUUCAUGAUUGAUGCUUAUAAAACACACAUGAUGGCAUCGAUGGGUUUGGCUUUGAAGCUCUUGUAGUUUUUGAUAUUUUUACUUUGAGAACCUUGUUAUUUUGAGAGUUUAUAAGUUGUUGUACCUCUCAUUAAGCAUAAUCUUUUUGGAUCAAUGAUGUUUUAACUAUUCUCGUAUUUUUGUUGUCAGUCAAAUUUGAUCAAUAAUUUGCAUGUUAUUAGCUA
Messenger RNA from Arabidopsis lyrata subsp. lyrata, 501 nucleotides. RefSeq names its product 40S ribosomal protein S29. The transcript is spliced from 3 exons. Gene Ontology annotation, molecular function: structural constituent of ribosome; zinc ion binding. The record is from RefSeq and is a predicted model, not a curated record. Gene Ontology annotation, cellular component: cytosolic small ribosomal subunit; ribosome. Lineage: Eukaryota; Viridiplantae; Streptophyta; Magnoliopsida; Brassicales; Brassicaceae. Gene Ontology annotation, biological process: translation. The coding region runs from base 95 to 265 and encodes 56 amino acids.